AUGCUUGUUACACGCCGUUGUGGUGAAUCGACCGCUAUUACAUUGGAGAACACCUUAAUAUCAUUGGGACGAAAGAAACGUGCUAACAGGGAUGCUGAUUUAUCAGUAAAGUUCAUGGCCCUGCAGACCGCACAAUCCCGGGAACCUGAACAAACGUUAGUACACAACCUCGCGUCGAAAAAUCUUACUGUGGCCCAAACAAAAGUUCUACAACAUGGAUCGGGUUUUAACACAACUGACGCCGACCCGGUCACAUUCAUUGCUUCUUUCGAAUCUGUGCUACGUCAAACCGGCGCCACAGACGAGACAAAAGACCUCCUCCGACAUCGAGUAUCUUCACUUCUCAUGUCACACCGAAAAACCCAUUCGCUGCUAAGAGAUGAACAAAAGGCCCUAAGGGAGUUGAAAGCGGACACCGAGAUAGUUAUUCUGCCUGCUGACAAAGGUCGAUCAACCGUUAUCCUUGACAAGGUGGAUUACCGAAACAAAGCGCUCAUGCUGCUCAACGACCGGGAGUCCUACAUGGUCAGCGACGCCGCCAGUCUAAAGUCCCUACUGACGAGGGUUAACAGGGUUCUGUCUCGACUAAAGAAGGAAAAAGUCAUCACCGUCAAAGAAUGGUAUAUGGCAAAGCCCACAGAAAAACCGAUGGCGAGAUUCUACGGUCUUCCAAAGGUACACAAGCCAGAUGUUCCCCUCCGACCAAUCGUCUCACUCCGAGGCACACCUACGUACGGGCUCGCAAAUUGGCUGUUUCAGAAGCUAGGAUUCCUAACCGCGGGCUCAGAAACAACCGUAAACUCAGCAGAGCAAUUCCUCGACAAAAUAAGGGCGGUCACGAUCGAACCGAAUGAGAGGAUGGUGUCAUUUGACGUCGUCUCACUCUUCACGUCCAUACCACAGGCCCUUGCGGUCGAGACGCUCAGUGACCAGCUUCGUCAGAAUUACGACGAGGGCGAUGGCCAGCCCACAGCUCAGGAUCUCAUAGAACUAAUGGGGCACUGCCUCAAGACAUUUUUUACCUUCGAGGGGAUCACCUAUGAGCAAAUUAAGGGCACUCCGAUGGGUUCACCAAUCUCCGGACUCAUUGCCGAGGCCGUUCUGCAAAAACUCGAGAAACGACUGUUCGGGGAAUACAAACCCAAGUUUUGGGUGCGCUACGUUGAUGAUACCUUCGUACUCAUCGAUCAGGAUAAAAUUAGCUACUAUGAAGAACUAUUGAACUCAAUCACCCCCGACCUACAGUUCACGAUGGAAGAAGAAGUGGAGAGCAAACUUUCAUUUUUGGAUGUUCUCAUCUGCCGCCAACCAGACGGUAAACUGGCGACUUCAGUCUACAGAAAACCGACAAACACGCUGCAAAUGCUCAGUUACAACAGCAACCACCCACUGCAACACAAACGAAGCUGUGUGCGCACACUAUACCGACGGGUGGAAACUCAUUGCAGCACUCCAGUCGCCAAACUGGACGAGAUGAAGCUCCUGCAAGAACUCUUCAGAGCCAACGGCUAUCCGCGAACAUUCGUUGAACGGAGCCGAAAGCAACCAAGGAAGCGGAAUGAUGAACCUAUUCAGCCAAAAUCGUGGCGGAGCAUUCCAUACAUGAAAGGGGUCUUCGAAGCCGUAGCCAGAUCCCUCGCGCCGCUCGGAAUAGGCGUUGCCCACAGGCCCGACUCAACAAUCCGCCGGCAAGUGAUGCGGCCAAAAGACCCGAUCCCUAAACAGGAGAUGUCGGCUGUUGUCUACCGACUUCAGUGCAGCUGCGGAAUGCGUAACUACGUUGGGGAAACCGGCCGACGGCUGCAAACACGCAUGCACGAGCAUAAGUUGGCCGUGCGAAGGUUGGACCCAAAGUCGGAGGUAGCAACCCAUGCCGCCCAAAUGGGACACGUCUUCACCUUUGACGCCGUUGAAAUUGUGGGCCGAGGAGAUGAUCAUACGGCAAGGCAGGUGCAAGAAGCCUGGAUGUCUACCGACUGCUCUGUCAACCGCCACAUCAAUUUACCUCCCCCUUAUCUGGUUUUACGGACAUUCUUGACGGGGGACAGUCACGGCGCGGGACAAUCGGGGCCGCCAAUUAUCACCGCGGCCGACGAAGAUGGGCGGAAUUCAGGUCAGAGUGACAUGCGGGUCGGAUGCAGCCACGCAGGCGGCAUUGAUGGGCCAGGCUUUGAACAAAGUGCGCCAUAA
This is a messenger RNA of Spirometra erinaceieuropaei, 2190 nucleotides long. The record is from the annotation of a GenBank genome assembly. Lineage: Eukaryota; Metazoa; Platyhelminthes; Cestoda; Diphyllobothriidea; Diphyllobothriidae.